Molecule: messenger RNA, 2440 nt
Organism: Dreissena polymorpha
Lineage: Eukaryota; Metazoa; Mollusca; Bivalvia; Myida; Dreissenidae
Exons: 2
Coding region: 148-1116 (322 amino acids)
Source: RefSeq, a predicted model, not a curated record
UUUUGAGGUUUGGCGGAAGUAAUACAUGUUUGUGUGUGUGGUAUAUUAUAAGGUAAUAAAAAACGAAGACGAAAUUCGCUUAUUUAAAGGCAAUAUAUCAGUAGUGGGUUAACGCAAAACAUCAUCACAUUCUUCAUAAUCAGACAGAUGGGUUCAGUGCCGAGUACCUCGAGUUCAAAUGGUUACCAAAUCCCAUUCGACCCUUUACCUAGACGGCCUGAGCAGGUCAAUCCAAGUGCAUUAGACCCAACUCCAUAUCCCGCAGGUAAGUCUCAAGGUGAGACAACAUUCCGGAUAAGAGAGCGCCAUUUCUACAACAUUAAAUCCACCACGAUACUACAGAAAGAUGAACUGACAUGUAACGUUACUGGAAUUACACAACUUCCCGACGAGUCCAUAGUGCUCGUAGAUUCCAUGAAUUGUAAAGUCAAACUUCUAGACAAAACUUUCAAAAUUGUAUCACAAAUACGGUUGCCUGAUUGGCCAAUGGAUGUUUGCAUCAGUACGGACGACAUUGCUGCUGUUACUGUCUGCGACAAACGUCAGAGACACGAAGUACAUUUUAUUUCUGUCAAAAACAACGAUUUAAAAACAGAGAAAAUGUUUAAACUGAACCACGAAUGUAGUGCCAUUGGGAGUCACGAUGGAUACCUGUACAUCGGGUCAUUUGACACCGUGUUUAAAUACAAGCCAUGUGGGCAACUUGCAGCAAUAGUAUUCCAAAACAGAGUUGAAGACAACUAUUUUCCCACUGUGCAAAGGCUCAAAAUUAACAGACAACUCAAUACAAUGUUUGUAACUGACUACAGGAAUAAUAAAAUACGCAUCCUGGACCUUAAAGGAGAACAACCUAAACGCUCAAUACGUCGACCUGAACUCGCAUUUCCGACUGGUGUAAGCGUCACUACCAAGGGUCACAUCUUUGUAUGCUGCUGCAAGAACUCCGUAAUCAUGCACGUUAAUGACACAGACGAAGAUGCUAACAUUAUAGCGACACAUGCCGAUGGUGUGUACAGACCAGAGGCGAUCCAUUUCGACGAAAAAACAAAUUCUCUUAUUGUUGGACAAAGCGGGGAUAAUUUGAUUGUUUUCUUCCUCGAAUUUUGUGCUGCAUAGGCAAUGUUCAGUUGAUGCAAAACAAAGAAAUUUAUUUUAAAAAUCGACAAUUUUGCUGAAUAAUGUUUUGUAAAGCGAUACACAUAUUUUUAGCCCACCUGUCACGAAGUGACAUGGUGAGCUUAUGUGACCAUGUGAUGUCCGGCGUCCGUAUGUGCGUGCGUCCGUCAACAAUUUGUUUGUGUAGACAGUAGAGGUCACAGUUUUCAUCCAAUCUUUAUGAAAUUUGGUCAGAAUGUUCAUAUUGAUGAAAUCUGGGUUGGGAUUGUAUUUGAGUCAUCUGGGGUCAACAACUAGGUCACUAGGUAAAAAACUAGGUCAAAUAAGAGAAAAACCUUGUGUAGACAAUAGAGGUCGCAGUUUUCAUCCAAUCUUUAUGAACUUUGGUCAGAAUGUUUAUCUUGAUGAAAUCUGGGCUGGAAUUGUUUUUGGGUCAUCUGAUGUCAAAAACUAGGUCACUAGGUAAAAAACUAGGUCAAAUAAUAGAAAAACCUUGUGUAGACAGUAGAAGUUACAGUUUUCCAAUCUUUAUAAAAUUUUGUCAGAAUGUUUAUCUAGGUGAAAUCUGGGUUGGGAUCGUAUUUGGGUCAUCUGGGGUCAACAACUAGGUCACUAGGUAUAAAACUAGGUCAAAUAAGAGAAAAACCUUGUGUAGACAAUAGAGGUCGCAGUUUUCAUCCAAUCUUUAUGAACUUUGGUCAGAAUGUUUAUCUUGAUGAAAUCUGGGUUGGAAUUGUUUUUUGGUCAUCUGAGGUCAAAAACUAGGUCACUAGGUCAAAAACUAGGUCAAAUAAUAGAAAAACCUUGUGUAGACAGUAGAAGUCACAGUUUUCCAAUCUUUAUACUGACUAAUGGGGUUAUUUACCCUCGGGACUUCGGUUAAAAACCAUUGCCCGAGCACACUGCUUAACAUAGAACUCUGCAUAAAAAAGCCGAAAACGGCCAUAAAAUGGACAGCCCGAUUUUACUGGGCUGUACCAUUGGUAUAAAUAUAAAACUUUGCAGUGUUGGUGCGGUGCCUUAAUAAAAAUCUAUUGGUUUAAAAAUAUAUAACCUUUAUAUGAAGCGUUAAAAAGACGCAGUGCUUUACAGUGGAUAGGCCUAACGCUGUUAAAAAGCGGCGUUUUAAUUGGUUGAUGCGCUUAUAAAACGAUGGCGCUGAUUGGCCGAAAUUUCUUAUUAAGGAUUGCCAGUAGGUCAAUCCGUUUAAAAAUAGAUUUUCCCACGGCUGACUUAGUACUUUAAGAAAAAGUAAACAAUAAUAGUUUAUAUGCAAAAAUAUAAAUGAAAGAAAAGGAUGAGUUAAUCCAAAAGAACUUGGGAG